Molecule: messenger RNA, 764 nt
Organism: Fundulus heteroclitus (mummichog)
Lineage: Eukaryota; Metazoa; Chordata; Actinopteri; Cyprinodontiformes; Fundulidae
Product: stonustoxin subunit alpha
Exons: 1
Molecular function (GO): protein binding
Source: RefSeq, a predicted model, not a curated record
CAGGCUGUUUGUUUUUAUCCAACAGACUCCUGUGAUCUCACCUUGGAUCCAGAAACAGUGAAUGGGUUCCUCAUUCUGUCUGAUGGAGACAAGAAGGCAACAUGUGGAACAAAGCAGAAAUAUCCUGUAAACGAGAAGAGGUUUGAUUCGUAUCCCCAGGUUCUGUGCAGGGAAGGUCUGACAGAAUGUCAUUACUUUGAGGUUGUGUGGAGCAGCGAAAAUACCAAAGAGCUUGGUGUAGGUCUUGCAUAUGAUUGCAUUCCAAGAAAAGGUAAUAGAAUACGGGGUAAUGUGGGUUUUGGAUAUAAUGAUGUCUCCUGGUAUUUUGGUGUUAACGACAGUAAACUCCGUGCAUGGCACCAUAACAGAAAGGUAUGGCAAGCUCCUCUCCCUACCGGAUGCAACAAAAUUGGGGUGUAUCUAGAUUGGCCUGCUGGCACGCUGUCCUUCUACCAGGUGUCCUCUGACACGUUGACCCACCUGUACACCUUUGAGAAUAAAUUCACUGCACCACUUUUCCCAGGUCUCUACAUCUGGGAAAAAUACAACUUUGCUUUUUUCUGCCCAGUUUAGGAUUCUAGAGUCAGCUACAGAGGAUUUAUAUGAACAUGAUGCAUUUACACAUAACAAAAUAACAAGGUCAUAACUCGUUGAUGACUAGAAAGCUAAAGGUCUUUGAACUUUCUCAGACCAACUAAAUUAAGUUUUGUAGCCUAGCAACUUAGGCUACAUUGACACUGCAGGUCUUGAUGCUCAAUUCUGAU